AUCUCCGAUGCACAUCUCAAACUUUGCAAGUGCAGUUUUAAAGAAAAAAAAAGAGAUAAAAGGUGAGUACUUGAGAGUAUCUUCCCCUUCCCUGCGCGUAAAAGAAAAUCUCCCGUCUCGUCUCCUCCGCUACUUGCGCCAUCCUCGGCUGAACAGGGGAGAGGCGCCGAUCUCCAUCUGGCGAGCAGAGCAGGGCAGGGGAGGGGAUCCUGAUCUGGAAGAAGCUCUUCUCUUAAUUUCAGAGCCUUAACCUUAAUACAAGUAACAGUUUGCUUGUUCCCCACAAAAGUUUAGGGUUUCAACUGAAUCCGCAUUUCCCCCCUUGGUUGCUACUCAUCUGGGAAGUUCUGGUGGGGCGGUUUGAGCACUGAGAAAGUAUCACCAUUGGAAAUGAGUGCAGGCGGUGCGUUUGGUGGAAAUCGGGGCGUGAGGCCUGUGCCUCCCGAAAAGGGAGUGUUCCCACUGGAUCACUUGCACGAGUGUGACUUGGAGAAGAAAGAUUAUCUUGCGUGCCUUAAAUCAACUGGAUUUCAGUCCGAAAAAUGUCGGCAGUUCUCGAAGAAGUACCUGGAAUGUAGGAUGGAGAGAAACCUGAUGGCAAAGCAAGAUAUGUCAGAGCUUGGGUUUAGAAGUGAGGAUGUCAUGAACCCAUCACCCAACAAAAAAAACAAUCUGGAAAGUUCUGCAAGUGGUCCAAACGAGGAAAGAUAGCUGUUUGAUUUUGAGGUAGCUUUGGUUCUAAUGCAAGGCCAUCAUCCAGGAAACCAGUCAAGUCUAAUUAUAAAGAAGAGAAUAAAUAGCAAGAAGAUGAAGGGAACAAACACUAUGAAAUGUUGAAAUUUCCUCUUCAAUUGUUAGGAUUGUUAGAACCAUGUGACACAUGCUUGCAAGUAAUUUCUUGUGAAUGUUCAUCGUGAACUCAUAAAACUGUUUGUUUCCAUUUCUA
Molecule: messenger RNA, 946 nt
Organism: Oryza sativa Japonica Group (Japanese rice)
Lineage: Eukaryota; Viridiplantae; Streptophyta; Magnoliopsida; Poales; Poaceae
Source: RefSeq, a predicted model, not a curated record